This is a messenger RNA of Suillus clintonianus, 2640 nucleotides long. RefSeq names its product CHAT domain-containing protein. The record is from RefSeq and is a predicted model, not a curated record. Gene Ontology annotation, molecular function: protein binding. NCBI's taxonomy places the organism in Eukaryota, Fungi, Basidiomycota, Agaricomycetes, Boletales, Suillaceae. Bases 1 to 2574 code for a protein of 857 amino acids. The transcript has 4 exons.
AUGAGACACAAGAGGGUCUCUCACCUGAACCGUGCUGUAGAGCAUUUUCAGUUGGUUCUGGACCGCUGUUCGGUCGACCAUCCUGACCACGCAGCGGCUCUCACCAACCUCGCGUGGGCCCGCAUUCAAGGCUAUAUUCAAAACGAUCUGCAAGACAUUGAUACCACCACUUCCCUCUUCCGCGAAGCCCUUGCGCUACGUCCGCAGGGCCAUCCCAACCACACACUAUCUCUCUUUCAUCUCAUUGCAGCAUUGAACUGGCGCUACGGCAAGGAGCGCACCGCUGAAUAUGUCAAUCUUCCGAUUGAUGCAUCUGACGAAGGCAUCCAGCUUCGACGAGUCGUGCUCGAGCUCUGCCCUGUGGGCCUGAAAUACCGUCCCAGGGCCCUCGACAGGCUUGCACAGUCACUCUUAACACGGUUUGAACAACGGGGCAGCAUUGAUGAUCUAGAAGAGAGCAUACAACUUCGUCGUGAAGCCGUUUCUCUGUGCCCCGAGGGACAUUCUGACCGUGGUGACUACCUGAACAACUUGGCCGUCUCACUCGAAUCCCGCUUUGAACACCAAGGCAAAUCUCAUGACCUCGACGAGGUCAUCUCCAUGCAUGAAGAAGCGCUGCGCAUGCGUCCUGUUGGGCACAAAUGUCGUGAUUUCUCAUUGGACAACCUAGGGAGCGCCCUCCGCACCCGUUUCCGGAAACACGGUGACGUUGAUGACAUCAACCGAGCUGUCAGCCUCUAUCGCGAGGCACUGAUGUUGUGCCCACCUGGGCAUCCAGGUCGUGGCAUCACGCUUAAUAACCUUGCCCUCACGCUCAAAGAGAGAUAUGACAAAUCGCAGGUCAUCGAGAAUCUUAACGAGGCCAUUGAUCUGUAUCGCGAAUGUCUUCGGAUAAAACUGCUUGAUGAUGAUCUAAAGCACCAUAGAACUCUUUUCAAUUUGAGCGCGGUGCUCUGCUCUCGGUUCACUCGAACUCGGCAGAAUGAGGAUGUCGAGGAAGCUAUUCGACUCUGCCAAGAGUCAUUGGUGAUUUUGCCUUUACUGCACCCGGAUCGACACUUCAGUUUGUUGUGGCUGCAGGAAGCCUAUCUGUCUCGUUACCAGGUACAACACAACCCCACUGAUUUGUCGCUCGCUGUAGAGAACUACAGACUGGCAUCAAGACACCCUACCCAUGGCUUGCCGCAGCGCAUCCUUGUGUCAUAUGAUUGGACUGCCACAGCGGAGCAGCAUGGUGAUGGAUCCGUACUGGAGGCUUACUCAACAUUUUUCGAGCUUCUGGAUGCUCAUUUGGGAAUGCGAUCAUCAACCACCUCACGCCGCGAAGCUGCCACUGACUUCCACUUUGCCAGAUCACUACCUGUAGACGCAGCAUCGUGUGCCAUCCGCAGUGACAAUCUCCGACGCGCGGCCGAACUUGCGGAGCAGGGCCGUGGCCAGCAAUGGUCUCUGGCCUCUCGACUCAAAACUCCAAUUGAAGAACUCGAAUCGGGACAUCCACAUCUAGCCCGCAAAUUUUCGGAGCUGAGCAAGCGCGUUUCCAACGCCGCUCAAGGUUCUGCAGCCAUCACCGACAGAGCUGCUGCUGAUCGAGCAGCAACAGAACUUGCAAGUGGCAGCUCGCAAUGGCCUGACGAUUUUGCUACGGCAAUCCGGCAUACGGCUCGUAUGCGCCCAGAGGAGCCAAGGAAGAAAUUGCGAGUGCUCUUGCGGAUAGUGUGGGACGAGAUCAUGCUACCCAUCGUGAACGUCCUCCAGCAUGACCUGAAAUUGCAGCACCGCUCUCGAAUAUGGCUGUGCCCGACGGCAGCCUUCACAUCUAUCCCUCUCCAUGCAGCUAACCCCUUCCGAAUGAAUGCAGAUCGCUCUGGGAGCGAGUCGUGCCUGGAGGAUCUCUACAUCUGCUCUUAUACACCCACACUUUCAGCUCUUAUCAGAGCUCGGCAGGCGAUGAAGACGCGUGCAACUCCGUCCUUCGCGGCGAUCGGACAAAGUCAACCAGGCGCAGGGCAAGGUGACGUGCUCCCGGCUGUUGACAGCGAGCUUGAGCUUGUCCAUACACUCGUUCCUCCCAACAUCAAGUUCACUAAUAUUUCGAAAGACGAAGCCACGCAAGCAGGUGCGCUCAACGCUUUGCAGUGCAACACUUGGGUGCACCUCGCUUGUCACGGGAAGCAAGAUCUUGAGCAGCCUUAUAACUCAUAUUUCGCCAUGAGAGACAAACCCAUUACGCUACUCGACAUCAUGGAGAAAGAUAUUCCGCACGCCGAGUUCGCAUUCUUAUCGGCGUGUCAUACCGCCGUCGGUGAUGAAGAGAUGCCUGACGAAGCCAUUCACCUCGCAGCUGGACUCCAGUUUUCGGGGUUCAAGAGCGUGGUUGGCACGCUGUGGGGGGUCAGUGACGCUCUCGCAAAACACGUCGUGGAAGCUUUUUACGAGAAGAUGUUUGAAGACCUGGAGGAUGGUGUCAUAGACUGUACGAAGGCAGCUUGGGCACUCAACCGUGCUACAAACGCUGUGAAGACGAAGGUACCGCUCGAGCAGAGGAUGGUUUUCAUUCAUAUCGGUGUGUAGUUCCUGCUGUAUUGCUUUGCUUUCAUCCUGCACGGUUUCACGGGUUCUUUGUAAUGUAUUCUCAUU